Molecule: messenger RNA, 596 nt
Organism: Hydractinia symbiolongicarpus
Lineage: Eukaryota; Metazoa; Cnidaria; Hydrozoa; Anthoathecata; Hydractiniidae
Product: methanethiol oxidase-like
Exons: 3
Coding region: 143-487 (114 amino acids)
Molecular function (GO): selenium binding
Source: RefSeq, a predicted model, not a curated record
UCAAAAUGCAAUCUCAAUCGUCAAAACUUAGAGGCAGGCAAAUGGGUGUGUGUGCAAGGCGUGUAAAAUAUUAUUGGGAUUUUGUUUAAAGUAUAAAUAUAAUCCUACUUUGUCGUGUUUCUUCUAUGAUUUAACAAGAGUUAUGGAGGGGAAUAAUGCAUACUAUAGAGAAAAAGAAUCAACACCGGCAAGUGGUCCAGGUUAUGCAACACCUGCUGAUGCAAUAAAAGCUCCAGUUGAGAAAAUUGUUUAUUUCCCAUGCAUUCCUGUUGACAAAGACAAGCCUGGUUAUUUGGUUACUGCAGAUGUGGAUCCAAAAUCACCAACAUUCAGUCAGGUCAUACACCGAACCUACAUACCUGCCAAUGGUGAUGAAUUACACCACAGUGGAUGGAAUGCAUGCAGCAGGUUUUCUCUCUUUCUUUUUUUAAUACAGUCAACUUACCUUACUGAUCACCUUAAGACCUUUUUGCUGCAGUCACAAUAGAUUCCCCAUGGAUUUUUAAGUAUAAAUGCUACUGUGUAAUAUAACCAAUUCUUAAUGCAGCCAGCAAACAAAUUUUUCAGCACUAAAUAUAGAAGUUGUACAUGUUGCU